Molecule: messenger RNA, 1497 nt
Organism: Symbiodinium necroappetens
Lineage: Eukaryota; Dinophyceae; Suessiales; Symbiodiniaceae
Source: the annotation of a GenBank genome assembly
AUGCACCGCCAUGAACGUCUAUCAUGCGACAUCACCGCCACCAUCAACACCGUCAUGUGCAGUAUUGACAGCCAUAUCAGAAUUAUCACCACCGCGAUCAGCAUCACCAUCACAUUCGCUAUCGUCUUCAUCUCCGCCCCCAUGCUCAACGGUAAAGUCUUCAUCAUCAGCAGCAUAAUAGCCUUUCACGGGUCGGGCAUCUUCGGCAGCGACAGUUUCCCGGCAGCAGACGUUAUGUUCGUGCUGAGUACAACGAUGGUGAGUGAAAGGUUUCCUAAUGAAGGCAACCCGGUGGCAUCUGUGGGACAUUCCCACUCCCUUGACCUGAAGUUCCAGCUUUUCCAUGAGAGACUUGAGGAUUUGAAGUCUUGCAAGCCACCCACACCAGGCACACUGCGACACUAUAGCAUGCUCACGCUGCAGCGCAUCGUGGGUGUCGGCAUCUUCAUCGGUGUGUACUUUCUCCAGCGCCUCUUUGGGUCAAAGACACCUGUGGGUGGAAUGUUGCUGGUGUUCUUCUCGAUGCUCGGGAUCGAAGCGAUCAAUCCGAGGUUGGCACAGAGGCUUUUCAAGUUUCUGGAGCCGGGCUACCGAUUUCUGGUGAAGUGGCUCAUCGUCUUUUUCGUGCCGGCAUUAGUGAGAGUCUCGCUGAUUCAUGUGGAUCUCGGAGUCGGCGGGCUUUUUCGUGUCUUCGUCCUGCUGCUAGUUGGUUGGUUCAUCACCUUCGGGUUGACCGCAGGAGUAGCUAGUUUGUUUCCCGAGCCGCAGAUGGAGGUGCAACCAGAGAAGGAGCCAGAGCAGCCAUCAACUUCUGGACCAGCUCGGUUUCCGUUCAUCCGCUAUUUCGUGCUGAUGUUUUUUGCAGCUGUGGCAGCCAGUGCAGGUGUUGCACCAGGAGUGGAUCAAACUGUCUUCAUGAUGUGUGCGGCACUGGCUGGCUUUACCUUGGGCAAGCGCUUGCCGCCGAAAGUGCAGAAGUUCAUCCAUCCGCUCUUCAUAUGUGCAGGCGCUACAUUUGGUGCGGCGGCGCUCUGGAUUGUCCUGGAACAUCCGGGACUAAAGGCGAUGGAUCUGAUCAGAAUCUACAGCGAGUGGCCAGGCGGAGGCGCGCUCCUUUAUUUCCUGCUGCCCAUUGCUGUGGUGUCACUGGGCAUGCUUCUCUUUGAGAACCGUGUCCUCAUUCAGAAGGAUUUCGGCCCUAUCCUUGUAACUUCCGCCUUUUCGUCCUUAUUGACGAUGAGCUCGGCUCCACUUCUUUCUCGUCUCUUUGGCUUGCCGCACGACUUUGCACUUUCUACCCCCGCACGAUGCGCGCUGUCCCCGAUUGCCAUGGGCAUGGCCAGCGUGUUGGGCUCACCACCCCCCAUUGCCGUUGCGAUGACGACUUUCUCAGGUGUCCUCGGUGUCAUGCUUGGGCCUACGAUGUUCAAGGUUCUCAACCUUCGCAAGGCCCGUGCCAGGGGUCUCGCGUUGGGCUGCUCCUCGCACGGUGUUGGC